UACAUUCCAGACCAAACCUGCACCAAAGCGGAAGGGUGUUUUCUUUUUUUUUAUUAUUAUCAUUCAGUUUCAAGGGCAGUACAGUCAGUUAACUUCAACACUUGGAAUUCUCCAGAAGACAAGGCAUGUUUUAGCAAAGAACUUCAAAUAAAUUCCAAUCCAUCAAGAUUUUCCACAUUUCUGAUACAUAGCCGCUCUGAAGAUUCUGCUAAAGCAGCUUUUGACCACAGUGGGGAUCUUUCUGAAAUUUUCUGCUGACAUGAGCCGGCACGAGGAAAUAACAAACAGCAAGUACCAGUUGUUCAGUACUAACCUUUAACUCUAUUUUCUAGAAAAUAAAAAGCUUUGGAAUUCACAGAACAGUAGGAAUCAAUGCAACUGUGCCUCGUGUUUUUCAGCCGAUUAGUUUGCAGAUUUGCUCUGCCAAAAAAAAAGGCCCUUUGUGUAAAAAGUAAGUUCUGUUGCUGCUGAGAAAAUGUGGCAUGCAAGAUGAGUGAAAUCUUCCUAUUUCUUCUGUACUAAAGUUGUAAAUGUUGGUAGGAAUUUGCAUUUCAUAAUACUAUGUUCUGGAAAAAUAGUGUAUGAUUUGGAGAAACAGCUUCCCUCCAUAAUGAUUCAAUUUACUUACUGAAUGAAAAAAAUAUUUCUUGGAAGUAAUUGCACAGAAAUAAAUAGUUCUUGUUCCAGGAAUAUAUGUGUGUUUUGAUUUGCCCAACAUGGAAAAAGAUUGUGAUUGCGGUAAGCUGUCUAAUCCAGGGAAGGAGAAAGAGACUGAAGCAGGCCAUACUUUAUUUUCUAAAUUUUCUAUGAAAGCACUGUUUGGAUUUACAGAUAAAUUAGAACCAGGAGCUUCAAAACAGCAAGUAGUUUUAAAAGGGGUUCAAAAUGUCAGUGAGGAUAUUGGUAGCCAUGUGGACAAUAAGGAUGAGAAGAACAAAGUAAAUGAAGAAGCUGAUCCAAAUACUGUUCAUCUGCUUCCAGAAAUGGUGCAGGAAGAAAGUAAUGUUCAGGCUGUUCCAGAAACUGACACAAGAGACAUAUUUGUUUUGGAGGCAGUCUCAGGAAUGGGUGACUGGGCUUCAAAUGACCGUGCAGAAACUAUUACUGGGGCUUCAAGUGUGCACAGAAUUUAUGCUGGAAACUUUGUUGACUCUGAAGACAAUGACAGCAUACAUAAUACCUCGAUAGACUAUGCUUUUGUUUCAGAUGAUCAUCAGGCUGAUGUUUAUGGCACAAGUGACUUGGAAACACAGCAAAGGGAGCAGAAGGAGCCGUCUCUCUAUUCUAGCCACUCUCCUUUGUGUGAAUUCAACAAACAAGAUUGUAAGGAUUCCAUUCUUGUUCAGGGUACUUUGGCUCAUACAGCAAAUGACACAGAAUUAGACAAUGAGGCUACAGAUGUAGAAGCGCAUGGAAAUGUAACAAACUACCCUGUGUUAAAUUGUGCUGUAUCAUUGGAGGAUAAUGAUCAAAAUAAAGAAGACACAGAACUAUAUACAGAAAUGGGUAGUGCUAUAGCAGGGGAUAACACAGAGCCAAUUUUACCAAGUGGCAAAUGGCCUUCAAAAGAAAUGGGUGAUGCAAUACCAGAAAUAUAUUCAAAUUCAAAUGUUAGAACACUAAUCAAGGAAAAUAAUAGUUCAGUUUCUUCAGCAAAGGAUAUUCAGGAAGCUGAAGAAGAGCAGGGAUCUCUUUCAAGUAACUGCAGCACUGAUUCUCCUUCAAAGCCAGCAUCAAGCGAAAAGUCCUUCCAGCUCCCAGCCUUCUUUAGUGGAUUACGUGUUCGAAAGAAAGGGUUGACUGCAGAUCCGGAAGAAACUGUCACUGAAAUCAAACAGAAAGACAGUGAUCUAGCUAUGCUCAAACUAAGACAGCCUGUUAAGAAGUCAAAUCUUGCACCUGACCCGAUAACCAAGAAGAAAAUAUCAGAGCCGAAAGGUUCUCCUACUUUUCUAGAACAUCUUUCUCAGUUGUUAGGGCCUAAAGCUGAGGAGAAAGGUAUUGAUGAAGUAGUACCGGCAUCUGGGGAGGUCCAAGAAAGAUCUGUGAGCACAGAUCCAUCUGAAGAAAUGAAACCAAGUCCUGCCGAAUCUGCACUGGAUGCAUUUAAAGCUUUAUUUACACGUCCUCCCAAAAAAGAGACAACUGCUGACACUUCAGAAUUAGAAGCAAUAAAACGUAAAAUGAAACAUGAAAAGGAAACUUUGAUGGCAAUAUUUGAGAGGUCUAAAUCAAAAUCCAGUGAUGGAGCCACAGAAACAAAACCAGCUGAUAUAAUACUUUCAGAGCAGGAUGACAAGACUCCAGGAAGACUCCAGACUGUCUGGCCACCACUCAAAGCAGAAGAAGAGAAAAUAGGCUUAAAAUAUACAGAAGCAGAGUACCAUGCUGUGAUUUUGCAGUUAAAAAGGGAAUAUAAGGAUGAAAUUGAGAAACUAAAAUCUGAGUUUGAACUCGAAGUCUUUCAUAUUCGAGGAGAACACGCUUUAUCAAUAGCAAAGCUUGAGGAGCACAUUCUAUAUUUAAAAAAUGAACUGGAAAAUAGGAUAUGCAAGCAAAGUGAAGAAGCAAAGGAUGCCUGUGUAUCCACCGAAGAUGACUACCCACCAAAGACAUACAGAAAUGUCUGCAUCCAGACAGACAGAGAAACUUUUAUAAAGCCAAAUGAAGAUGAAACACGGACACCAAAAAAUAAUCAGAAAAUCCCUAAGAAACUUUCUAAACCCUAUUUGAAUAACAGUGUUUUAGCUUCAACUGAUCGUAAGGAAACAGGCAGUUCUGGCCAAACCUCAGGGAUUGUUUUUUCAAAGUUGGACCAAACAACGCCACCACCUCCUCCACCACCUCCUCUUCCUCUCUCACUGUCUGAUUCAAUUCCACCACAACCACCACCAUUGCCUACAAGCUUGAGAUCUGCCCAUCCAUUGGCGCCAGCGCCACCACCACCACCACCACCACUUCCUUCAGCUUUUGGCGUUCAUCAGCCCUCUCUACCUCUCCCACCAGGGCCACCUCCAACAGGAACAGGGCCUCCUCCUCCACCACCACCUCUGCCACCACCACUGCCACUUGGCUCUAAUUUUUCUUCAAGAAGUCAAGAUCUUCGAAAACCUGCCGUUGAACCCUCUUGUCCCAUGAGGCCUCUCUACUGGAACAGAAUCCAAAUAUCAGAUAGCAGUCAACAGUCAAUGCCAACUCUUUGGGAGUCAUUAGAAGAACCCGACCUUUGUGAUACAAAUGAAUUUGAAUACUUAUUCUCAAAAGAAACAGCUCAGGAAAAGAAAAAAGCACUAGCUGAGUCUUAUGAAAAGAAAACAAAAACCAAAAAGAUUAUCAAAUUGUUGGAUGGGAAGAGAUCUCAAACUGUAGGAAUUCUGAUAUCCAGUUUACAUCUGGAGAUGAAGGACAUAGAACAAGCUGUACUAAAUAUGGAUGAUUCAGUAGUUGACCUAGAAACAUUGGAAGCACUAUAUGAAAAUAGAGCACAGAAGGAUGAACUGGAAAAAGUAAAGCAACAUUAUGACACUUCAACAGAAGAAGAAGUUAAGCUACUGGACAAACCUGAACAAUUUUUAUAUGAGUUAUCCCAGAUCUCCAACUUUGCUGAACGUGCCCAAUGUAUAAUCUUUCAAUCUGUCUUCAAUGAAGGGAUAAUUGCAGUUCAUCAUAAAGCUGACAUUAUUCAUCAUGUUUGUAAGGAGUUGAUCACAAAGAAAAGUGUGAAAAAUAUUCUAGCUUUGAUUCUGGCUUUUGGAAAUUAUAUGAACGGAGGAAAUCGAACACGUGGUCAGGCAGAUGGAUUUGGCUUGGAAAUACUUCCCAAACUAAAAGAUGUUAAGAGCAAAGAUACAGGAAUCAGCCUUGCAGAUUAUGUUGUAAUUUAUUACCUACGCCAUUGUGAUAAGGAUGCAGGAACAGAAAAUAGUGUUUUUCCAUUGCCAGAGCCCCAGGAUUUCUUCCAGGCAUCACAAGUAAAAUUUGAAGAUCUGAUAAAAGAUUUAAGAAAACUAAAGAGAGAUCUAGAAGGUUGCGAAAAACAAAUGAAAGUUGUUUUCAGGGAAUCAUCUGAAGAACAUCUUCAGCCCUUUAAGGAUAAGUUUGAAGAAUUUUUCUCUAAAGCUGUAGAAGAACAUAAGGCAGAGGAAAGUCUCCUGGACAAUGCACAAAAGUGCUUUGAAGAAAUGGUGAGAUACUAUGGAAUAAAGCCAAAAUCUGGUGAAAAGGAGACCACGCCGAAUUAUGUUUUCAUGGUUUGGUAUGAGUUCUGUAGUGACUUUAAGACUACUUGGAAACGGGAGAACAAAGACAUUUCCAAAGAAAGACUUAGAAUGGCUCAGCAAUCAGUGAGCAAAUUAACUUCAGAAAAGAAAGUGGAAACUAGGAAAAUCAAUCCAACUGCCAGUCUGAAAGAAAGACUACGUCAGAAAGAAGCUAAUGUGACUCCCAACUGAAAGAAGACCCCAGAACAAAAAAAAAAC
Messenger RNA from Protobothrops mucrosquamatus (brown spotted pit viper), 4478 nucleotides. RefSeq names its product formin 1 (gene FMN1). Gene Ontology annotation, molecular function: microtubule binding. Gene Ontology annotation, biological process: actin nucleation. Gene Ontology annotation, cellular component: endoplasmic reticulum membrane; cytoplasm; actin filament. The coding region runs from base 717 to 4451 and encodes 1244 amino acids. The record is from RefSeq and is a predicted model, not a curated record. NCBI's taxonomy places the organism in Eukaryota, Metazoa, Chordata, Lepidosauria, Squamata, Viperidae. The transcript has 17 exons.